AUGGAAGCUGUUGCUGGAAAGAGUGAGAAUCAAGAGCGAUCUGGGAGGAAGAAGUGGAAACAACAAGUUGAAUCUUGGCUUAACGAGGUUGAACAUCUCGAAAAAGAUUUAGGCGAGUUAAAACAAGAAGCAACUAGAGGGAAUAAAAAUAGAGAUAAAGCAGUUGACAUGAAGACAGAUGUCGAAAAUCAAGAGAGAUCUGGGAGGAAGAAGAGGAGACGACAAGUUGAAUCUUGGCUUAACAAGGAUGAGAAUGUCUCAAGCAUCAGUAUAUAUGGUAUGGGAGGGGUGGGUAAAACCACUUUGGCAAAGCAUAUAUACAAUCAUCUUCGUGAAGAAAGUAGUUAUCAAGUUCAUUGGGCUACUGUCUCUCUGGGGCUUAUCAUCAACGGAUUACAAGACGAUCUUGCCAAAAUUGAGAAGAUGGACCUAUCUGAUGUGGAGGAUGAAAACAGAAGGGUGGACCAAUUAAACUGGACAUUCAAAAAAAUGAAGAACAUUGUUAUCAUAUUGGAUGAUAUCUGUGAGUGCCUUAGUUUAGAGAAGUUGGGUUACCCUCUUGGUGUAGAGUACUGCAGACUGAUUCCAACAAGCCGCUCUUCUGAAGCCUACCAAAAUAUGGGUUGUAAGGAACUACUCGAAGUAAAGAAACUCAAUACUAAUGAUUCUUGGGAGCUAUUCAGGAAGAGUCUAGGAUCUGAGACUCGGCUUAGUCCAAACAUUGAGGGAGUUGCCAAAACCAUGGAAGGAAGGUGUAAGGGCUUGCCUCUUGGGCUCAUCACUUUGGAGGGAAGCAUGAGAGGAGUGACUGAUUUGAGGGAGUGGAAAAAUUCUUUGAAAGAAUUCCUCGAUGACUUGGAAAAUGAUGUCUUCAAGGUACUGAAGUAUAGUUAUGAUCGGUUGAGAAAUACAACUAUGCAAGAGUGCUUUUUGUACUGUGAUUUGUAUCCCGAGGACUAUGUAAUUGACAGAUAUGAAUUAAUUGAUAGAUUUAUGAUGGAGAGUCCGGUGAAGGGGAAUAGUAGGGAAGAAGAGUUUCACCAUGGCCAUACCAUAUUGAAUAAACUAGUCACGCUCUGCUUACUUGAAGCACCGGACAACAUGUGA
Capsicum annuum is the source of this 1107-nucleotide messenger RNA. RefSeq names its product putative disease resistance protein At4g10780. The transcript has 4 exons. Lineage: Eukaryota; Viridiplantae; Streptophyta; Magnoliopsida; Solanales; Solanaceae. Bases 1 to 1107 code for a protein of 368 amino acids. Gene Ontology annotation, molecular function: ADP binding. The record is from RefSeq and is a predicted model, not a curated record. Gene Ontology annotation, biological process: defense response to other organism.